UAUGGACAUGCAGCAGAGGAGGAGACGUCUCACCUCGCGAGCUGUCCCGCACCGCGUGCUGUCUGGUCUUUAUACUUAAGAACCCAUUUAGCAUGUCCAUUUUGCCAACUCUGGUUGAACCCUCCAUUCAGUUAAUCGAAUCUCACUGUGCGCUCGUGGCGUUUGAGUUUGUUUGUUUUAUUCCAUUGGUGUGGGGUCGGUCGGUGCGUUGUUAUCAGUAUGAGAGCAAAGGGGUUAAAGCCGGGCGUCCUCCUGUUGAUGGGUAUUGGGCUCAUCGUCUACGUGACCGUGUCUCUAAAGAGUGGAUAUGAGCAUCCAGCGGGGACUAACACGGAGAUGGACCCACCGCGUGUGAUCAAGAGUCUUUCUGACCUGGAGAUGAGCAUCAGCAAUGUCUAUGACAUACUGAGAGCUUUUGAGAAAAAGCAGGACACCAUGCAUAAAAUGCUCGAACAGAACACAGAGAGAGGAAGAAAAGCUGCAGAGGUCGAACAGCCACCUGUCAAAAAACAGCCAGAGCAGAAAGAGCAACCGGAAGCAAAGGUCGUGGACCAAAAGGAGGCCCCCAAAGACAAAAAGUCUAAGAAACUGUUCCCCGACUCUGCCCUCUUCAAGAAGUGGGGGGGGAAUCUUUCUGAGGAUGACCAAAGAGAGGCACAGAGUUUGUUUGAGAAGUACGGAUACAACGUUUUUGUCAGCGAUCGCCUUCCUCUUGACCGAGCUCUACCAGAUACUAGGGAUGAAAGGUGUCUGAAAAAGAGUUACCCAAAGGACCUCCCAAGCAUCGGAGUGGUGUUGAUCUACCUCAAUGAGGCCCUGUCCAUCAUCAAAAGAGCUAUGCGCAGCAUCAUCGACCGCACCCCUAAGAACCUGCUGAAGGAGAUCAUUCUGGUGGAUGACAAUAGCUCAAGUGAGGACCUGAAAGGGGAUCUUGACACGUAUGUGAAGUCACUUGAGCAGCAGAACCCAAGUCUCCGUAUUACGAGAGUGAGGCACAAUGAGCAGCGAGGCCUUUCAUACGCCAGGACUUCUGGGUGGAGGGUUGCUACUGCGGACGUGGUGGCCAUCCUGGACGCACACAUUGAAGUCCAUGACUUCUGGGCUGAACCCCUGCUGACGCAGAUCAAAGGUGACCGAACGGUGGUGACGUCCCCUGUGUUUGACAAAGUCAACUUUGAUGACCUCACAGUUACUCCAUACCAACCAGCAGCACACGCCUUCGACUGGGCUUUAUGGUGCAUGUAUGAGAGUUUUUCAGACGAGUAUUACAAACUCAAGGAUGGCUCACUGCCUGGAAAAAGUCCAUCUGUCAUGGGGAUCCUAGUUGCUGACAGGCGGUAUCUAGGAGAAAUUGGAGUCCUCGAUGAAGGAAUGAAAGUGUACGGUGGAGAAAAUGUUGAGCUGGGAAUUCGUGUGUGGACAUGUGGAGGCAGUAUUGAAGUAGUGCCGUGCUCUAGGAUCGCCCACAUUGAGAGAGCCCACAAGCCCUACAUGCCUGACCUGAGCAUAGCCAUGAAGAGAAACGCCCUGAGAGUAGCAGAAGUCUGGAUGGAUGAAUACAAAUACAACAUCAACUUGGCUUGGAACUUGCCAUUUGAGAAUCACGGAAUUGACAUUGGGAAUAUCACAGAGAGGAAAGAACUCAGGAAAAGGUUGAACUGUAAACCUUUCAAAUGGUACCUGGAAAAUGUGUAUCCCAAGUUGGAUCCCUUGACCAACCUAGUUGCCUAUGGAGGAAUGACGAAUCUUGAUGCCAAGUUGUGCAUAGACCAAGGCCCGGUGCCGGGUCACACACCCAUCGCCUUCCCUUGCCACUACUAUGGACCUCAAAUGACUUAUUAUCGCUCAAACGGUGAGCUCUACAUCGGCGGCAUCAAGUCCCACAAGUACAAUGACAACCGGUGUAUAACUGACAUUGGGAAUAAAGAAACAGAACCUGGCCUUUACAACUGCAAAGAAGCGAUGCAGAAAAAAAUGGGAAUUUACUGGGACUUCACUCAGGGCAAAGAAUUGAAGAACAGGGAGACAAAAAGAUGUCUGGAGAUUCAAGAAGGGAAACUUUUAAUACAGGAAUGCUCUGGCCAAAGAUGGGAAGUUCAACACAUAAUCAAAGCCUUUUAGUGUGUGUGGGUAUUUAUUUAGAGAUAUCUUAUGUGAAAUGUAUUGACGUUGCCGUUAAAGACUGAAUUUUGGAUUCUUACGACUAGAUGUUAAGUCUGCAAGUAGUUAUUAUUAUUAUUAUUAUUAAUCUGGCUUUUUUUUUUUUGUUGAUCAUAGUAACCUGAGGGGGUAAAAUUGCUUUUUGGACGAAGGGACUUUCAAAAUGUAUCGUGGUUUUCAACGUACUAUUUUAAUAAAGUUAAAAUCAUUCAUUUAAAUUUAAGUAAAAAGGAAAAAUAGGACUGCACUCCAAUUUGACUUUUCAAUAUUACCACAUGGACAUAUUCUGCCAUUGCUACGAUGAAAUGUAACUGGGUUUUAGUUCUAUAACAAUUGGCCAAUUAUUACAAAUGCAACAUGAGGAAGGAUUCUUAUGCAAUACGUUGUGCUGUGGGGUGAACAUCAGGUCUGAAAAUAUAAAUGUUUUUCUACUUUAUCGUGCAUUAUCAGAGAAAAUCGAAUACAAAAUAUAAGGUGACGCAAAAAUGAAUGUGAAGGACAAUGCAGGUUAAAAACAGUAAGAAAAAUAUGAAAGGGCUCACAAAUGGGUAAACAUCAGUAUGCAUGAAGUGAAUGUCAAUAGAACAGUUUAUGAUGGAAAGAUAACAAACUCCUUUUACAAAGACUCCUUCAUGACUGAGUUCCCAACAGGGUUAAAUCUAU
Cottoperca gobio is the source of this 2823-nucleotide messenger RNA. Its product is annotated as probable polypeptide N-acetylgalactosaminyltransferase 8. The record is from RefSeq and is a predicted model, not a curated record. The coding region runs from base 220 to 2121 and encodes 633 amino acids. Gene Ontology annotation, molecular function: polypeptide N-acetylgalactosaminyltransferase activity. Gene Ontology annotation, biological process: protein O-linked glycosylation. Lineage: Eukaryota; Metazoa; Chordata; Actinopteri; Perciformes; Bovichtidae. The transcript has 11 exons. Gene Ontology annotation, cellular component: Golgi apparatus.